Messenger RNA from Zingiber officinale, 1677 nucleotides. Its product is annotated as protein NEGATIVE GRAVITROPIC RESPONSE OF ROOTS-like. Lineage: Eukaryota; Viridiplantae; Streptophyta; Magnoliopsida; Zingiberales; Zingiberaceae. The record is from RefSeq and is a predicted model, not a curated record. The transcript is spliced from 4 exons. Gene Ontology annotation, biological process: gravitropism; regulation of growth. The coding region runs from base 137 to 895 and encodes 252 amino acids.
CACUAUAUUUAAUUCCACCAACCCAUCUUCAAUCAAGGAUCUUCAAACCUCUCCAUCUCUCCCCCUUUUUUUUUGGGGUUUUUUUUUUAUGUUGUUUUGAGCCACAACACAAAGCUUCCAAGUUCAUCUAGAAAUAAUGGGGAUCUUGAGCUGGUUGCAGAGCAAGUUCAGGGGGAAACAAGCACAGAGAGAUGAUGUGGGGUCAAGCACCAUUCCUAAUCCCAGUCAACAGGAAUUCGACAGAGAAUUCAUCAACUCACUUCCAUCACUACUCACGAUUGGGACAUUGGGUUCAGAUGAGUUCACUCAAGACGACCAGAGAAUUGAUUCAUUCAAGAAUAAAUCUUUCUUGCAAAAUCUAAUAGAUGUUACAGCUGAAGAGGAGGUCCAACUGAGGGACCUAACUCAACUGUCAUCCAAAACCAAUGGCGAUGGAUCACAAACAGUGGUGCUGCAGAAUGACAUUGACCCUAAGUUAUACAAUGAUCUAAAUGACGAAGACAACGACGCUGAUAUGUUGCCGUAUAAGAAGCUCACCUUAAACAGAACAAAACACAUGUUAUCAGAGAAUUGUAACCUGAUCAAGCAAAAGCCGAUCUCAUUGAUUGUAAAAAACAUAUUCAUCUGCAGGAGUGGCUUUACCCUGGCUUCAAAGUUGACGGAUCCCGUGCCUGAAUCAAAAAUGGAGAAGUUUUACAAGGCGAUACUUCACAAGAAAGUGUACCCACAACAUUCAUCACAACAAACAAAGUGUUUGGAGAAACGAAGGAAGGAGACAGCAUGGGAUGAUGAUGAGAUGCAUAAAAAAGGAGAAAAAGGAGGCCAGUGGGUCAGAACAGAUUCAGAAUGUAAGUUGUCUAUGAACAAUUGUUAUCCUGCAAUUUGUUGGUUCUGAAUUGCGAUUUCAACUAAAUGUUUGGCUUUUUUUUUCCAUGAGUCCCACCUCCAAAAGUAGAUUUUAAAGGCUUUAUAAACAACCAAUUACAUUACCCACUUUCGCAUAGUGCAUGGAUGUAGAUAUGCAUGGAUGUGGCUUGGCUUUACUAACAACACAUGUACAUGUUCCUGCUGGACUCCGCUUGAGCACUGGGUUGAGUUCAUUAUAAAAAAAGUCCUAUAUUUUAUCUUUACAACAGUCUCUUUCGUAGUUGUUUAUUUGGGUUGGACUAGUAUUUUAGUUCAGUUAACCUUGUCGGGCAAAUUCGCCGCUUGGUUAGACUGACCAUAUUGACAAAUUGAAUCAAUUUUGUUACCGAGGUUUAUAAAAAUGAGUUUUGAGUCUUGGAAGAAUAAUAAUCUUCUAUCCAUCCCUAACACCAGAAACCCCAAUUCUUUCUCACUUUCUUCUAGGCUUGCCAUCAGAAGCCCAUUUUGUUUGACAUCUUGGAAUACACUUAUAUAAAACUGGUUUGUUAAUGUAUCAUAGGGGAGGUUUGCCGCACUCUAUGCAAUGUGAGUGACAACAUUCUAUGUAAAGAGAGUCUGCUCCCUGACACUUCCACCGGAUUUUUUUUUCUCACUCUGUUUUAUUUUGUCAAUAUUUGUAGUUCUCCUUUCCUAUUGCAUUGAUUGGUUUUUGUUUGGAUUUUGGAAUUUUUAAUUAAAAUUAUCUCCUGUUAAGUUUUGCUAAGUUUUAUUCAUAACACUCUUUUAGUAGUUUCCAUGGAAUAGACCUAU